Centropristis striata (black sea bass) is the source of this 2210-nucleotide messenger RNA. RefSeq names its product ras-related protein Rap-2b-like. Bases 385 to 933 code for a protein of 182 amino acids. Gene Ontology annotation, molecular function: GDP binding; GTP binding; GTPase activity. Gene Ontology annotation, biological process: negative regulation of cell migration; Rap protein signal transduction. NCBI's taxonomy places the organism in Eukaryota, Metazoa, Chordata, Actinopteri, Perciformes, Serranidae. Gene Ontology annotation, cellular component: plasma membrane. The record is from RefSeq and is a predicted model, not a curated record. The transcript has a single exon.
UUUCGGGUGACGGCUCCUUUAAGAAAACGGAACUGAGCCUCGGCUUUUUGACGCGCUGAGGAUGUGGGCAGGAAACGCCAUGCAAGAGGAGAGAAGCGAUCACGCUUUCCAGCACGGUUGCACAAUACAGUGCGAUUAAAAAAAAUGUGCUUUAAUUUUCCACGCUAAUGUCCAGGAGCGCUCAUUCUCCUCGGAUCUGCACCCCGCGGCCGUCACAGAGCAGGCUCGGAGGAUUUGCCGGCGUCGGAUUUGACUGCUAUCCGAGCGAGAGGGCAGCCUUCCCAGCCUGCUCGGUUUGAAAACAUCGGGGCUGGUCAGCGGGUGGGAGAGAGAGAGCAGGCUUCGUCGCGGAAAAAAGGAGGUGUCUGCCUAUUUUUUUCAGCCAUGAGGGAGUACAAAGUGGUUGUUUUGGGGUCGGGUGGAGUCGGGAAAUCCGCACUGACGGUCCAGUUCGUGACGGGCUCCUUCAUCGAGAAGUACGACCCCACGAUAGAGGAUUUCUACAGGAAGGAGAUCGAGGUGGACUCGUCCCCGUCGGUGCUGGAGAUCCUGGACACGGCGGGGACCGAGCAGUUCGCCUCCAUGCGAGACCUAUACAUCAAGAACGGGCAGGGCUUUAUUUUGGUUUACAGCCUGGUGAACCAGCAGAGCUUCCAGGACAUCAAGCCGAUGAGAGAUCAGAUCAUCCGGGUGAAAAGAUACGAGAGGGUGCCCAUGAUCCUGGUGGGAAACAAGGUGGACCUGGAGGGGGAAAGAGAGGUGUCUUCCGGGGAAGGCAAGGCGCUGGCCCAGGACUGGAACUGCCCGUUUAUGGAAACUUCAGCCAAAAAUAAAGGAUCAGUCGACGAACUGUUUGCAGAAAUAGUCAGACAGAUGAACUAUUCAACUGUUCCCAGUGGUGGUGACCAGUGCUGUUCAUGUGUCCUGCUCUAGAAAGAAAAAAAACAACAACAAAUCAUAAUAGAAACAGUGCAUCCGGGCUGAAUUUGAGCUUCUAAUUUGUCCUGCAGGCUUUUAGCUAAACUAUUCUCUAUCCUCACACUGUUGUCUUAUUGUUGCACACAAAUCGACGACAACAACAAUCGAUUAUGUAUUAUAGUCUGGAAAAGUGUUUACAUGACAAAGUACUUGAAUGUUUUGGGAUUUUUUUAUAGCUUUGUAUAUGACACUUCUCUGGAAAUGUGCCUCAAUGGGAAUGUCUUAUUGUGAAACCUAAGAGACACCUGUUUUCUGGUUAUUUUUUGUGGUUUUAUUUGUUGAGUUGUACUGUUACAUCUUUUAGGCUGGGUCCAUCUGUCUUGGGGGAGUGGUGGGGGUCAUGCUAAAUCCAGACAGAGCUGCGAUUGGUCAGUUCUUGGGUCAGAGGGCAGGAGGCCUGAAAGUGCUUAAAAUCCCUCAUAAACGUAUCAAUCACCACUCAAGCCUUGCACAGGUUACUCAUAUCAGAUCUCUACAAAUUAUUUCCCCAGAAGGUAAAGUGUGAUCCAAGAGGUGCAGACGCCCACCUGCUAAGAUACUGUAUAUGAAGCUGUGGACUGUGGUGGAGUUGUGUUGCGACUUUAUAUUUUUGUUUUAACCCCCCUCCCCAAUCUGGUGAAAGUGGAUUUAUCAUGGAACUUGCACUUAGCUGACGGUGUCCCUCCUCAGUGUGCACAAACAAGGACCUUAGUGCAUUUCUGUCGCUGCAUGGGGAACGCCACGGCCCCAUGUCAAGUGCCUUCCUAAGAAAACUCCUGUGACUGUGCCAACUGAUGAGCUCUACUUCCUCUGCAGUGCGUCUUGAUGGCAAUCAGAACUUUUUAGCAGUUUUCAGUAAACAAUCUAGUUUCGUUUGGUGUCAAAUUGAGAAGAGCAUCUUCCUGUUUUACUGUCAGGAAGCUAAGCUUGUGUCAAACCUGCUGUUUCAGGGUCAGAUUCAGGCCAUUUCUCGAGGUAUUAGUCCACCAAGAACAACAGAGUAUCUUUAACCUACUAGGAUUUUGGUUCAGUGAAUGGCAAGCCAUGUUUGUCUGUAUUAUCUAGAUUUUUUUUCUUUUCUAAAAAAAAAAAGUGACAUUUUUGACUUAUUGUAACUCCCUUUGGACAAAAUCUUCUGCCAUCCACCUGUCAGUUUGAAAGACUUGUAAUACAAAAUGCAUUUUACGUAACGCAGUGUGCUGUGCUUGUCUCUGCUGAUAACAUAAAGUGUCUACAGUUUGGGGUACUUUGAA